UGGAACCUUAAACAUUCUGUAAGAAUGGUCGUGCUGUGGGAAUGGUGCCGGUGUGGUACAGUCUUAGCACUGGAAGCCACCUGGACAGAGGUGGGACCUAGGACCUCCCACAGCUAAGUGAAGCUGGCUCUGAGGUCCUCAGGGCCCCGAGUGGCUCUCGCGUCCUUUCACUCAGUGCACCGUGACUGGGCACUGCCAGCAUGGGGUCUCCUGAGGGCCUCCCCUGUACCAGCUCGCUGAGUCAGCUACUAUGCAAAGCUGCUUCUUACACAGAGUCCACGUACAGUGGCUCUGUUGCUGCCUUGACACGCCAUGGGAAACCCGCACUUUCCAUGGGGACACAGGCACUGGACCCAUUGACACGGGGGUGCGGUGGCAGAGACGCUCCUAGCCCGCCCUCUGCCCGGAGGCCAUGGCGGUCUCCAGCGACCUCUUGCUGCACUUACUGGCUGGCGGUGCUCAGAUGCUCGCCUUCCUCCCCAGUGACACCACCCACUUUGUCAAGAAUGGGUCCAGAGAAACCAGCUUAUUCAAGAACACACUCGGCCGCUCGGAGUGGACAGAGCCAUCCUCUUGAGGACGACCACCGUCACCUGAACCAGUUCAUAGCUCACGCUGCCCUCGACCUCGUAGAUGAGAACAUGUGGCUGUCCAACAACAUGUACUUGAAGACUGUGGACAAGUUCAAUGAGUGGUUCGUUUCUGCAUUCGUGACCGCAGGCCAUAUGAGAUUUAUCAUGCUUCAUGACGUAAGGCAAGAAGAUGGGAUAAAGAACUUCUUCACUGACGUCUAUGACUUAUACAUAAAGUUUGCAAUGAAUCCAUUUUACGAACCCAAUUCUCCAAUUCGAUCGAGUGCGUUUGACAGAAAAGUUCAAUUCCUUGGGAAGAAACACCUUUUAAGCUGAAUGCAGAAAAACCUGGAAAUAAACAAUGUCACUACAAUGGCUUAUACUCAGGAAUGUGUACAUUUUAAGUAACUUGAUUAAGUAGCCUAGGAAACUUUUUAAUUUUAGUCUCAAUUUUAUGUAAACCUAGUUCUUUUUGUAUUUAAAAAUAGAACAAAAAAAUAGUUCACUUUCUUACUGUUGUUAACAGAUCAGUAUUUGCUUGUGAACAGUGUUAAUUUAUGAAGAGUUCUUUAUCAGUAAUCUUGAAAUACUUUUAUUUUAAAAAUUGAGAAGAAUAAGCUUUUGACUUUCCACAUUCAGCUUGCUUGGCCACGAAGUGCCAGAUUGUUAUAUCCAGACAAUAUGUCAUUGUCAAGAUCUGGCAGAUUGAAAACUGAUUCUGGCAGUAAGGAAUGAAGUCGAUAAUUACACACGUGGACUUUCUAUACUCUAGCGAGGUUAUAUAUUUUUUUAUCACUUUAUUGGGGAACUAAUGAUUUACAGGACAGUUGUCACAUGUGUACAGUUUCUUAUCUCCCCGUGAUAGGCGUCUGCGCAACACACCCACCACCCACUUAAGUCGUCCUGGAGAUACUGUAAUAAAAAUGUGUAGGCAGUAUACUUAGCACUGCCAAGAAGCUGACGCUAGUAGCUGUUGUAUUGGCAGGCAUUACACACCUUGCCCGUCUGAGACUGGGAAGCGAUCCUGCUGUCAUUCUAGAAUCCACCAAAGCGAUGGGUUAUUUUCUCACUACCAAGUUCUCAUACUUCCUCUCUCUGAGACAGUCAACUAAAAAUCAAGUAACUCUGUUGAAAUCUGUAUUACUAAGAAGUUACGAUCGACUUGAAAACCAUUUCUGAAAAGCUUGGAGGACGUAAAAUCCGCACACAGCCUUUGAGGCACUGCAGACCAAAGGGACCGGAAGCCUCUCUUGUACUUUGACCAGUUGAGGAUCUUACUGAGAAGCAGAGCAUAUGACCCUGUUUAUGUGCAGCUUGUGAGCACUUGGAUUGUUCCAUUCUACUCGAGCAAGUGGUUCUAGGUUCAUUCUUGUAUUCCUGUGUGUAGAGUUACUGCCCUGAUUUCAUUCCACUUUCUAUUUAUUUGAUUUGUUAAAUAAAGAUGCUUGUUUGGCCAAGA
Molecule: messenger RNA, 2031 nt
Organism: Erinaceus europaeus (western European hedgehog)
Lineage: Eukaryota; Metazoa; Chordata; Mammalia; Eulipotyphla; Erinaceidae
Gene: TRAPPC2
Product: trafficking protein particle complex subunit 2
Exons: 4
Coding region: 201-908 (235 amino acids)
Biological process (GO): endoplasmic reticulum to Golgi vesicle-mediated transport
Cellular component (GO): TRAPP complex; cytoplasm; nucleus
Source: RefSeq, a predicted model, not a curated record